Messenger RNA from Sinocyclocheilus grahami, 1695 nucleotides. RefSeq names its product glucose-dependent insulinotropic receptor-like. Bases 449 to 1606 code for a protein of 385 amino acids. NCBI's taxonomy places the organism in Eukaryota, Metazoa, Chordata, Actinopteri, Cypriniformes, Cyprinidae. Gene Ontology annotation, molecular function: G protein-coupled receptor activity. Gene Ontology annotation, cellular component: membrane. The record is from RefSeq and is a predicted model, not a curated record. The transcript has a single exon. Gene Ontology annotation, biological process: G protein-coupled receptor signaling pathway.
AUCUUUUCCACAAUUGGAAUAUGUUCUCUGUUGAAUUUAUUGAACUCUUUCACUGUGAUGAGAUUGGAUUUCACGAGAAAGGAGUUCAUCGACUCAUCACUUUUUCAGGCAAGGAACUUGUCUUAAACUUCUAAGAAUAUUUCUUUAUGAAAAGUCAAGGAUAAAGAUUUCAUCAAUAGAUCAACGUUUUCUUGCACCUAGGUUGUAAUUUCAAAAUAAUCGCAAUUUCAUGGCUAUUGCCGCUUCCAGUAGGAAGUAUGCUCUGAUGGGACCUGGAUGAUAGCCAAACAGAACAAGGGGCGCACAAACGAAACCACAGGAGCAGAAGAAGGAAGAUGUUUUGUUUCAUGGGAGAAAAGUAAAUUUACAUCUUAGUGUCCAUUUCUUCCUCUUGAAACUGUUUAAACUAUUAAAAUUCUUAUCAACUUUGAAAAAAAUUGAUGCAACGAUGAUCGCUUUCAAUGUGACUAAGGAGACAUCCUUGGAAACUAUAAGGGAGAACUACGUAGUGACAGCACCCAGUCCAGAGCUCACAACCCCCGCUGUGAUAGAAAGAGAAGUCGUGGCCAUGGGCUAUAUUCUUAGUGCGGGAUCCAUUUUGAUCAUCUCCACCAACCUUUUAGUCGUUAUUGCCCUGGUCCUCCUCAUCCGUAAGAGGGGCUGCCAGAGCUGGUGUUUUGUCUUAAACCUAUCCAUAGCGGACAUCCUGGUUGGCGUAGCUAUCACUGGCAUUGCCACUGAUGCUCUCGAAGGAACGACGGCCUCCAUGGAGAAGGGCAUUUGUUUGUUGCGCAUGACCUUUAUCAUGGCACCCUCUGCAGCCUCCAUCUUAACCAUGUUCUUGAUCUCACUGGACCGCUACGUAGCUAUAAAGUUGCCACUGCGCUAUUCGAAGUUAAUGAACGGUAAGAUGAUUGCUGGGGCUCUGGUUCCCGUCUGGCUCAUCUCAAUAACUAUGGGAUUUUCACCCAGCAUUUUGAAACCGUUGCAGAAGGAAGGCUAUCACAAAGUCUGCACGUUCUUCUCCGUCAUAGAGCCAAAGAGCAUCAUUGUGGUCUUGUGCCUUUUUUUCUUUCCAUUACUCUCAGUCUUCAUCUAUUUUUACAUGGACAUCCUGAAAAUUGCCUGUGGCCAUCAGAAGCGCAUCCAUGCCCAGCAAGCAGGUUCACGCUUUCUGACGUCUAGCCGUUACUGGGGUCACGUAAAAGCCCUGCGGACUGUUGCCGUGCUGAUUGGUUGCUUCACGCUCUGCUGGUGCCCCUUUUUUGUGGUCAGUAUUGUGCAGGCAUUAUGUCCAACCUGUGAACUUUAUGACUUUUUGGAGAACCAUCUCUGGCUGCUGGGGCUCUCAAACUCCCUAAUAAAUCCUCUUGUUUAUGCUUGCUGGCAGCGGGAGGUGAGAAGCCAGAUCUGUGAGAUCUUCGCUCAUAUUAAAGUCGGGUUGUGUUGUGUGACACACUCUGAGACGGCAGAAAGAUGCCCCACAGACCACCCGACUGUCAAUCAGGCUGUAAGGUUUCAUGACAAGAUGCUAGCCACCCCAUUCAAUUACAAUAGGCCUGUCACAAUUCCUGAACAACAUCCAGAAAAUAUUUCCAAUAGAUAGGAUAUUCUUUUAGUCCACUGACCAUGAAACUGUAAAAGGUUUAGAAAAAUGCUACAUCCCUUAAUGGAUGUGGAGCCCAGAGUAUCAGA